Molecule: messenger RNA, 1428 nt
Organism: Hyaloscypha bicolor E
Lineage: Eukaryota; Fungi; Ascomycota; Leotiomycetes; Helotiales; Hyaloscyphaceae
Exons: 1
Coding region: 1-1428 (475 amino acids)
Biological process (GO): protein import into peroxisome matrix
Cellular component (GO): peroxisomal membrane
Molecular function (GO): zinc ion binding
Source: RefSeq, a predicted model, not a curated record
AUGACGUCCAACGAUUUCGCUCUCGCACAGCAGAGGCUCGCAGCACGACGGCAAGCACGAGAGGCUGAAGCACAAUCUCGCGUCGCCGCUCAACAGCAAGUUUCACGAGCCUCAGACCAACUGAGCCGAUUACCCUACCCUUUAGGACGACUCGGUCAAGCUGGAGUAGCAACAUGGGACAGCAUCAGAGGAAGAGAGGGCACCCGGCCAGCGUUCAGGGUUGGGCAGGUUGACGCCGAGCUCUUGGAUGAGGAGCUGCUGUCGCUGCUAAAGGCACAAGUUGGAGAGGCGUUGAAAUAUUUCGGAUCACAUUUGCAAGAUGAUUGGUCUGCGGAGAUUAUGCUUGCCCUGAGAGCAGUGCUGUUCAAGCUCACUGUCUGGGAUCAUGAUGCAACAUACGGUGCCGCAUUGCAGAACCUGAAGUUCACAGAUGCGAGGAAGAACGGUCCAGUUUUGGUCUCACCAUCCAAGGUGCAGAAGACGCUUUAUGGACUAUUUACCGUUGGUGGGAAAUAUGCCUGGACGAGAUGGGAGAACUGGCUUGUCGAUAACGACAAUGGCUAUGAUCAGCCAAGCCCCACCCUGCUCAAGCUAUCACGAGUAUCAGACGCCGUCUCAACCGUGCACUCCACAGCAGCUUUUACUUCAUUCCUCGUAUUCCUGGUGAACGGAAGGUAUCGAACGCUUCUGGACAGAGUGUUGAGGCUACGGCUGGCUCCUCCGACCAGUCAGGUCAGCCGCGAGGUCUCGUUUGAAUAUCUAAACCGACAACUGGUGUGGCAUGCAUUUACAGAGUUUCUGCUCUUUGUAUUGCCAUUGGUUGGAAUUAGUAGAUGGAGAAGAUGGCUUGCCAGAGCAUGGCGGAAAACGAAAUCUAUCAUGAGGAGUGGUGGCGAGGAUGAGGAAGAGAUCAAGUCAGGAGAAUUUGCUUUCCUACCAGAGCGAACAUGUGCCAUUUGUUACCAGGACCAAAACGCUACAUCGACGUCCGAGGCUGAGGCUAUUGCUAAUUCUGGAGCAUCGGGAAUUAUUGGCUCAGCUCAGACAGAUAUCACAAAUCCCUACGAGACCAUCCCGUGCGGCUGCAUUUAUUGCUUUGUCUGCCUAGCUGGUCGUCUGGAGGCUGAAGAAGGAGAAGGCUGGACAUGCUUAAGGUGCGGACAAGAAGUGAAGGAAUGCAAGCCAUGGAGUGGGGACGUGAUCGAAGAGGUUAAAAAGACAGCAACUUCGUCAAAAACGGUUGGGUUUUCAGAAGGGCCCAAGGAAAUGGCGGAAGUUGAACCGAGUCCAGAAGUAGACGAGAUAGCCCACGAUGUAGAUUCGCAGACUUCAAAAGAUGACGACUCUGCCUCCCAGUCCUCGGAACUUGGCGAGAGCGAGGCUUAUGAUGAAGAGGAGGAAGGGGCUAUGGAUGACGACGACGAAUGA